CUCCUUUGCGUUAUAAGAGCGACACAGUCAGAAUGAUGCUUCAUCUACAGCGCAACUUCAUUAGGAAACCUCAUUGUAACAGGUGAAAGAUGUUUGGAGGAUUUCUACAAAUGCUCAAGAAAAGGAAGGAGUUAAUUCCUUUGAUUGGGUUUGUUGGAUGUGCUGCACUUGGAGCAACAGCAACUUCAAUUUAUUUCUUACUGACCAAACCGGAUGUCAUUUUAAACAAGACCAGAAACCCAGAGCCAUGGGAGACAUUAGAUCCAUCAAAACCACAGAAGCUCAUGACCAUUAACCAGCAGUGGAAACCAGUGGAGGAGCUGGAGCUGGUGAAGAAACUGACCAAAUGAUCUCCUCCGUCUCUCUCUCUUCUAAAUGUCCAUGUUAAUUUAAUCAGGAUGAAGGUUCGGUUAUCUAUGUUGACGGAGUGUUUGCAUGCACUGGAUUGUACUUUAAACAUGCACUGUGCCUUUAACUGUGAAAAAUCACCUGUGUACUGGAUGUAAAAUAAAUUAAUGAUAUGAAUUAUACAUCUGUCUAAAAGAAAGAAA
Messenger RNA from Onychostoma macrolepis, 551 nucleotides. RefSeq names its product chromosome 18 C15orf48 homolog (gene coxfa4l3). Lineage: Eukaryota; Metazoa; Chordata; Actinopteri; Cypriniformes; Cyprinidae. The record is from RefSeq and is a predicted model, not a curated record. The coding region runs from base 90 to 350 and encodes 86 amino acids. The transcript has 5 exons.